AUGUGAAUUACAAAUGUAAUGUAUACUGUACGUGGGCGUACGAUACGUAUUAGAAUCUUAUUAAUAUAUUUUUUUAUUAUAGAAUAGAUUAUAUGGAAUAAAUAUGAACUAGCGUAAAAAGCCGAACAUGCAAUAACUUUAACACCGCGUUCUAGAAGAGUGAAAAUAAUUACUCAUACAAUUAUGGAAGAUUCUACAGAAGCACAAAAGUGGCAGCAGCAUUUAUCUUUAUUACGAGAGCAAUAUAUUAAUUUAUGCAACACAAACACAGAACUUCAACGUGAAUAUGCUAUUGUUACUGCAAAUAAACAAAAUACUGGAUUUAUUGGAAGACUCUUAACAACUAUUGCAUCAUUAUACAAUCAACAUCGAUAUAGUGAUGUAAUUAUUAAAUUAAUAGACCGGGAAAUACCAGCACAUAAAUUUGUAUUAUCUGCUAGAACAGACUUUUUUGGUGAUUCGAUGCUUGCAGAAGUAACUAUUUUAGAUUGGACUUAUUUAGAUCCUAAUAUUGGAUUAGUGUUAUUAAAAUGGAUAUAUACAGGAAAGGUGUCACAAGACAAUUUAACAUUAGAUUUAAUGAAAGCAGCAUCUAAUUUUCAACUAUCAGAAUUAGUUGAACAGUGUGAGAAAUAUUUAAUUGGAAUUGUAGGACUCAAGGAUUGUGUGCAAUUGUAUGCUGCUGCAGAAGAACUAAGUGCUCAGAAAUUAAAAGAACAUUGCAGUUCUUUAAUUUCAGCACAUUGGGAAGAUUUAACAGGAGAAGAUUUUAAAGAAAUGCCUGGCUCUUUAUUAUACAAACUAUUACAGACUAAAAGUAAAUAUCCAUUACAUGCUGCUAUUCGACUGAUGAGGGAGGAUGUGGUUUUUUUAUAUUUAGUGGAAAAUGAUUCAGGGUUAACAAAAGCUGUUAAUGCUCUGGAUAAUAAAGGGGAAAUGCCUUUAGAAGUUGCUUUAAAAACACGCCAACCAUCUCUAGCACGCACUUUAGUUAAGCAUGGUGCUGACUUAAGUGCAAAAGAUUUAAGAGGACUUUCUUUGCUUCAAGCUGCUAUUUUUAAAGGAGAUUCUUAUGCAGCUGAAUUUAUAAUAGAACAACUGGAAAGUAAUAGAAAUAUACAGCAGUUAUGUAAAGCUGUGAAGCUUAAUGGAAAUAUGCGGGAUAUAAAAAAUGCCGAGGAACUCGAAGGAUGUACUGCGUUACAUUUAGUAACGAGACAUAAUACAGAAAAUAUGUUGACUGUCGCAUCUCGGUUACUUCAAGCUGGUAUCGACCCCAAUUUACAAAAUUAUAGAGGAUGGACUGCAUUGCAUAACUGUAUUCAAGAAAGAAAUGAACCACUUUUUGAUAUCUUAUUAGAAUGUCAAAGUAUAGACUUGGAUAAAACUACUAUUGAAGAUGACACUCCAUUAUCUAUUGCAAUGAGAACAAACCCAUUCAAUGAAUUUUUUGCUAAAAAGCUUUUAACUAAAGGUGCAAUUCCAAAUCCUGUAUAUAAAAGUACAGAGGACACUUUACUACAUGUUUUAAUAAAAGAAAAUAAAGAAGAAGCAGCAUUAUUUUUAAUUGAUUACUGUAAGGAAAACUUGAUGCAAAAGAAUAAUGAAGGAUAUUCAGUUUUACACGAAGCUUGUAAAGUCGGUUCGAAAAAUUUAACGAGAGCUCUAUUAAAAACCGGUUUCCCAGUCGAUGAAGUUGCAUUAUCUACUGGCGACGCACCAAUACAUAUUGCCGUUGCGAAUUUAAAUUUUGAUAUCGUGGUAGAAUUAUUAAAUGCACCAAAUUCGAAUUCUCAAUUGAAUUUAAAAAAUAAUGAGAAUGAAACACCUUUGAGUUUAGCUAUUAAAGCUCCAUUUAAAAAGGGGAAAGAUAUUAUUCUGGCUUUAAUAAAAGCUGGGGCAAAUAUUAAUCAGUCCAAUAACAGUGGUUUAACAUUGUUGCAUCAAGCAAUAUUAAAAGAAAAUUCAGCAACAGCAAUCUUUUUAUUAGAAAAUGGUGCGGAUAUGAAUACUAGGACUGGACAUGGAGAUACUCCACUACAACUUUCUGUGCACUGUAGACUAGGCGAGGUUGUAGAAGCUCUUUGUAAAAGAGGUGUGGACACUUCUAUAGGAUGUCCAUUAUGGGAUGCACUGGAUUCUGAUCAAGAAGAUGUAGCAUCUAUUUUAGUUAAAUAUGGAGCAGACACUGAUUGUUGGAGUCCUGGUCCAGAUGAUUGCCAACAAACAUUGCUACAUAGAACAAUUGAUCACAAUAAGGAAGAAAUUGCACAAUUUCUUAUAAGAAGUGGCUGUGAUUUAAAUGCACCUAAAAGACUUGGUCCAAAUGGUGCUGGUGGUGAUGAAGCAAGAGAUGAAUGUACUCCAUUGCAUUUAUGUUGUCAGUGGGGUUUGGAACAAGUUGUACAAACACUUAUUGAACAUGGUGCUGACGUGAAUGCUAAAGAUGUUGAGGGAAAAACUCCAGUUCAUGUAGCCAUACAAAACCAACAUUCACAAAUUAUUUCUUUGUUACUCUGUCAUCCUAAUAUAGAUUUAAAUAUAAGGGAUAAAAAGGGUUUAACACCGUUUGCUACAGCUUUAACAUUUCGAAACAAUAAAGCUGCUCAGGCAAUAUUGGAACGACUACCGAAAGCUGCAGAACAAUAUGACAAUAAAGGCAGAAACUUUUUACAUACUGCUAUUCAAAAGAAUGACAUGGAAAGCAUAUUAUUUUUACUGUCAAUACAGGUAAAUGUAAAUUCUAGAGUUCAUGAUGUUACACAAACCCCACCUUUACAUCUUGCUGUAGUUUCUGGAAAUGAAAUGUUGGUAAGAAGUUUAAUAUUGGCUGGUGCACGUGUUAAUGAUACAGAUGCAAACAGAAAUACUGCAUUACAUGCCACUGCAAAAGCAGGUCAUGCAGCAAUUAUAACUGCUUUAUUGCAGAACAAUAUUGAUUUUGAUGCAGUAAAUGCAGAUGGUGACAAUGCAUUACAUGUAGCUGUAAGAGGAGGUCAUGUAUCAGUGGUGAGAACACUUUUGACAGAAUGUACAUUAGAUGCAGAAGCUGUAAAUCUUAAAGGAAGAAAUCCUUUGCAUGAAUUAGCUAGGCACGGAAAAGAUAAUGCUGCAACUAUAUGUGACCUUUUUUUGGAAUGUAUGUCACAAUAUCCAGUGAAUAAAGCAGAUUUGGAUGGCAAUACUCCAUUACUGAUAGCUUAUAUGAAAGGAAAUGGUCAGCUAUGUCGCACUUUGGUAAAGGCUGGUGCAUGUUUAGGUUCUAUGAAUAAAGAAGGUAUCACAAUUUUCAAUUACCAAGUAGCAACAAAACAAUUAUUAUAUAGACUACUAGAUUCUUUAACACAAGAAGCACCAUGGGCUGAUAAAGACCUUUGUCUGGAAUGUGGUACAAAAUUUUCUCUCACAAUGCGAAAACAUCACUGCCGUCAUUGUGGUCGAAUUUUAUGCAAUAAAUGUUCCGAUCAAGAUGUUCCAAUCGUAAAAUUUGGAUUAAAUAAACCUGUACGUGUUUGUGCAGUAUGUUUUGAUGUGUUGCAACUAGGUAUUGAAUCCAAAAAUACUUAAAUAAAAAAGUAUAUAUUCAUAUGUAAAUAAAAUAAG
Messenger RNA from Eufriesea mexicana, 3603 nucleotides. RefSeq names its product rabankyrin-5. The coding region runs from base 184 to 3567 and encodes 1127 amino acids. NCBI's taxonomy places the organism in Eukaryota, Metazoa, Arthropoda, Insecta, Hymenoptera, Apidae. The transcript has 14 exons. The record is from RefSeq and is a predicted model, not a curated record. Gene Ontology annotation, molecular function: metal ion binding; protein binding.